GGGAAGGAUGUGGUUGAUGGCUGAGACAUGUUGAAGGGAAACAGGGUUUGGGGGUAGUCUUCAAUUGUGUACCAUGUUGUAUAUUUUAACCAUACCUUUUCAUACACUUUUUCAAUAGAGUUGCCGCUUUAAGGUUAAUGAUUGGUUCUUGGAGUUAAAAACAAAUUGAAAUUCCAUAGGAUUUUAAAUAAACGCGUAAUAUAAGAAUGUUGUGUCUAAAUUUGAAGUCAAUCGUAGCGAAAUUGUCGAAGAUAUGUUCUUAUGUUCAAAACUUGAAAGAAUUUUCCCCUAAACUACGUUUUCAAAGUCAGUGUCAUCAUAACUUCUACUGCAAAAAGAUUUUUUAUAAAAAAACAAAAGAAAAAUUUAAAUUUCGAAAAACGUAUUGCCUGGGCAAAGCCAUUGUCUAAUAAUAUGAUUUUGAUUUUUGGAAUUCAAAUGAUACAGAAACGAGUUAUGAUGGGCACCACAAUUUAACUAUGUUCCUAUAUUUAUCUAUUUUAACUAUUUCAGACGAAUUGCUGCCAUAGAAGAAACAAAGUAAACCUAUUAAUAAUGUCACUCAUCUCAAACUAAAAGCUUAGAUUUCGGCUAGCUAACAACUUACUCUACAAUGACAACCAAAUCAAAAUUUGAGCCCAAUGAAUUGGACGCGGAGUUCGACAACUUUUGGCAAAGGGUUAGCUGUUAUGCGGCCAACCAAUUUCCCUUCGAGGAGCGUUGCGACUUCGUUAAGAAAUCCGUGAACUGCAAUUUGAGUACAAAUGUUGUGCCCUACAUGAGACUACUUGCUUGCAAUCUAAAGUGUGUCAAUAAUUUCCAAGAAACGGUAUUCAUCACAAUGUUCAUGAUGCUUUGUUUCGAGAUACUGGUUUUUCUGAUCUACACGAUCAAUGUUUACUAUAGUCCUGCUCUGAAGACCGUAUCGCGGUUCCUCCAUAUGAACGAGCACUUGGCGGGCGUUACUCUACUGGCAUUUGGAAACAGUUCCGCCGACCUAUUCUCAAACUUGGCAAGCGUUAAGGAAAAUGUGCCCGUGUUCGCCAACAGUUUGUCCUCGGCCCUGUUUGUGACCAUGGUUUGCGGGGGAUUGGUAUGCUACAUUAGCCCUUUCCAGAUGAAUGCCUACGAGACAAUCCGCGACAUUUUAUUCUUGGUUUUGGGGAUAUUUUUAAUGGAUUAUUUCAUGACCGUCAAAACCAUUUCGAGCGAAGUUAAAUUUUCCAUUGUGGCCUUGGUCUACGUCAUUUACAUAUUAGUGAACGUGGCAGAUCUUUACUUAUUGCGCAGGGGUUUGGACUCGAUCGGUAAACAAAUCGAUGAAGUAUUGAAAGCAGGACAAUCUCCGGAAAACUUCUCAAAACUGCGAUAUCUCGAAAGGAAGUAUGAAUAUUAUUCACAAGACACAAGGAAAGUAGAGGUUUAUGAGAAAAACAGUAAUGUGGCGAGCACCAGUAUGCGGUUCACAACUAUGCGAAUGGUUCGAACAUAUCGAGUGAGUGUCAACCGAAAUUUAACCAGAUUAGCGAAGCACGACAGAACUCUGCCAAAGAACAGAGGAAUAUUCAAAGAAUUUUUCCUCGGACUGAGGCCCAUCAAGUGCGAAGAUUGGCGGAAAGCCGAGCUUCUUAGUCGCGUGUUAUUGCUGCUCAGAGCUCCAAUCGUGGUCAUCUGCGCUCUCUACAUUCCACUGGUGGACUAUCAAAUGGAAAAACAUGGCUGGAACAAGCUACUAAACAGCAUCAAUAUGAUAAUAAAUCCUGCCCUCUCUAUAUCGGUCUUAAUGGCAUUUAUACACAGCAAGGAACACACUUUAUGGUACAUUGUCAUAAAAGACCAAUUGAUUUAUGGGGCUUACUCUCUUGUGAUCACUGUGCCGAUCGCCGUGUUCGUUUUGAUUCAAUCUCGGACAGAUGUUCCACCAUCUUAUCACUGGGCUUUUACGGUAAUGAAUCUGACUGGCUCCAUGUUCAUAAUCUUUAUCUGCGCCACGGAAAUCGAUACGUUAUUUGAAGUAAUUAGUAGUUUAAUAGCAAUAGAUGACGAUUUCAUGGGAGCCACGGUUAAGGCUUUUACAGGGAACCUGGGCACGCUUUUUAUCAACACCGCAUUAGCUGCGCACGGCUAUCCCAGGAUGGCAUAUGCAUCCUCCAUUGGAGGACCUUUAUUCACUAUUAUCGUAACCGCGAACACUGUGAAUUACGUUAGGAACCUCGUAGGUUGCGAAAAUAUGCAUCGGGAUCAGAUGGAGGAGUAUGGCCAUUUAGCUUUCGUUUUUCUCAGUAUGGGCCUUUUUAGCAUCCUGCUGUGGUCCACAACAUUGGGAUUUUUUGCCCGUCGCUCUGUGGGAUUAUAUUCGAUGGGUCUUUACAUCAUUUAUAUAUUAUUCUCGGUGUUAGUUCAACGGAAGGUCAUUCAUUCGUUUACCCCAAACAAACAACUUUCAGCAGCUUUUGGCGAUAUUUAGGUGAUUAGCGCAGAGCUUAUAUAUAUCAUGAUCGAAAUCAUAAGUUUAAAACGUAAAUUUGUAAAAAUAAAAUAAAAGCACGGGAAAGUUAAAGCGCACCUUGCUGGGACAUACUGCACAAAUGGACAUUACUGCGCAGAAUUUUCAUGCGAGUGGGUGAAAAUCGGGGGAACGAAAAGCACACACAGACUAAAACGAAACCAAAUAAUACCGAGCGUGUGUGGCUGAAUAAAAUGGGGGAGAGUGGGAAAAGCGGUCGUUGACGUUCAUUGUUGGCUGCGCAAUUCCUUUUUUGCACUGGCAGCUUUAAGGAUUUUCCGCCAGUGAAUGUCAAUGACAGUUCAUGAGUCAAAGAGUUUCAAUUUUCCGCUGCUUCAUGCUUAAAAGCAAGUUCGCUGACUCUUUGGCGAGGCUCAAGCAAUUAAAAUGUAACACUCUAGCAGACAACACUGCGAAUGAGUCAUCUUAAAAAGUAUUCGCUUCAGGCUGGUCAUGAAAUUAAAUUUAAAUUCAAUUUUCAAGUCUACAGCUUAAAUGUCAUUCAUAGCUGGCGGAAAGAGAAAAACAAGCGCUCUUAGAAUGGCAGACAAGUGUAUAUAACACCCCUCUUUAUUCCCCUCGAUUUUUAAAAGCCCCCAGGACAAUUAAGUCUAAAAUGUAUGAGUGCUUGGCCCCUCCAUGUAGACCAGAACAUAAACAAUUAAUGCGAUUUGGUUAUUUUAGUCGUUGCAGCGAAGGCGUGGGGCUAAAAAAAAUAUGAAAAUAUAGAGGAAAAUGUAUGUGAAAGGGGUGGAGAAAGCCUGCCCCACGCAAAAAAGCACAAACGCAGUAAAACCACACCAACACACCCGCAAAGAGAAAUGGCGGAUGACUCAUCCAAGGAAAAUGUUCAUGUUUGAGUGUGGAACCUGGCCACAGUCGCGUCCCAGCGAAGAGGCAAUGCCAAGAACCACAGGACAUAAGGAAGGAAGUAAGGAAGGAAGGAAGAGCGAGCCAAAUGGUGAAUCAUCUUUCAAGAGGCAAACAUUCCUGACUUCCACGCCAGGCCUGCUUUUCCACCCACUUCCCAAAUAUUUUUUCGGCUCUCAUAAUUUCAAGGUUUGUUUACUCAGUGUAUCUGCUGCAGAGAGGAAAAUUCCAAAAAGGAGUAUUUUCCUAUGACUAGACAUCUGAUUAUAUGCAAAAAAAAGAAUAUAAAUUUAUAAUAAAAAACAAUUUUUGUAGGAUAAAUUUUUUUUUACAAUGAAAGGUCGCUGGGAAUCGAACGUGAAAAAUUAUAAAACUAAAUAAAUAACUAAAUUCCCAAACAACUUUUAAAGUAAUUCCCACUGUGUACUAUUUUUUUUGCCACGCAGCACAGUCCCAAUGUUGGUGUGGAAUGUUGUAACUUUCGGUGCCUAGUUGUCGCUCUAUAUGUGUACGAUAUAUAAUUUGUACACACGCGGCUGCCAGGACACGUUGAUUAGCAAGUGAUUUCCUUUUCGGUCAGUUUUUGUUGCCUACUUUUCUGAGGAGCUGACCGCACGUGAUGAAGUAGACCGCAAUGGGCGGCAACCACGCCCCAAAUAUUGGGGCAACUGCAAUGGGGAACACUUAAAAGUGCAGUCCACAGGUAACAUAAAUCAUUUCAGACAAACCACAAGCUUUUGCUCCUUUACCCUGGCAAAUAUAAUUAAUAAUAAACAAGGGAAAGUUGUCAGAGCAGGAAGCCAUUUCGCGACCAGGUGAGUUUUCCCCCACUCUAAACAUUUUCCUUUUUAAUGCUGUUCAGCGGAAAUUUAUGUUUAUUGCUUCGCCCCCCCACUGGCCACUCUUGUCCUACGGUCUUGUUUUUUCCGGUUUAAGUAUUUUCUUUUAUUUAUUCAUGACACUUAUGGGACGGUUCGUACACUGCGGUUAUUGUUGGCUUUGCUCAAAAGGCACCAGCACCAGCGUUGGAUCUAAAGCUGGUGUAUCUAUACUUCCCGAGGGGCAAGGACUGGAGCCCUGCCGGAGAUUUACUCUAUUAUUAGAAUAGCAAACAAUCACAAGCAAACAAUCUGCGUAAUCCCUCUCCAAUCCAAUGCACACUUAAUCUCUCAAUCAAGCUGGUCACUAUAAUCGCACCACAGUGUCUGUUGUCAUGACGCAUGCUUUUACACAGCAACAAAAGUUAAUUUUAAUCCUAAUAUGGUAAGUACAUUUGUUUCAGAAUAUUGCGUGACAUUCAUUUUUAAAAAUUUUCUCUAAUUUCUAGAAUCAGUUGGUCAAUAGUAAUCCGUUGCUAAAUAAUAAUGAGUAAGCUAGAUUCUAAAACAAUUUAAAUAAAAGUUUACUAUUAUAUUUUUUGUAUUUUGAAGGUUUAAGCAACGGUUUUUAUAAAUUGGAGUAUUGAGUCUUUUAUCACCCAUUUACAAUUUAUACAAAAUCUGUUUAAGCAUGAAUCUACUAAAACAUCAACAUUUUACUGAUAUGUUAUAAGCAAUCACAAAGUUUCCAGACAUUUGGUGGCGGAUUGCGGUUUGAGAUGAGGAUAUUCGAACUGCCAUUUUUAGAUUUACUCAAUAAGAUUUACUCACCUACGGAUUUUAGAAAUGAUUUAUUGUAUAUAUCUCAUAUUAUUCACAAACUAUGACUUAAACACUGUUUAGUUUUUAUUUUCGCUAAGCAUGCAACAAAGUAAUGCGCAAAAAAGUGCAAAUUUAAAGGACACUACAUCACCCACGCAUCACAGACGGAUUGUAUAUCCUCCCACGGAAUAUUGUCGCUUGAUUGGGCUUGCAUCGAGGCAAUGGGUCAAAGGUCAUCUAGGGAUUUUUUUAGAUGGAAUAUUAUUCAAUGAUAAUACUAUAACUCUAAUACUCAUUCAAAGGAAAAUCUAUCGCCCACGCAUCACAGACGUAUGGGACAUCUUAUACAUCCUCCCACAAAACUUUGUCGCUUGAAUGGGGAUGCCUCGAGGUGAGGGCUCAAAGGUCAGAGGUUGU
This is a messenger RNA of Drosophila elegans, 5433 nucleotides long. Its product is annotated as mitochondrial sodium/calcium exchanger protein. NCBI's taxonomy places the organism in Eukaryota, Metazoa, Arthropoda, Insecta, Diptera, Drosophilidae. The record is from RefSeq and is a predicted model, not a curated record. Gene Ontology annotation, cellular component: membrane. Bases 614 to 2467 code for a protein of 617 amino acids. The transcript is spliced from 7 exons. Gene Ontology annotation, biological process: monoatomic cation transport; transmembrane transport; intracellular calcium ion homeostasis. Gene Ontology annotation, molecular function: calcium:sodium antiporter activity.